Molecule: messenger RNA, 7007 nt
Organism: Hemibagrus wyckioides
Lineage: Eukaryota; Metazoa; Chordata; Actinopteri; Siluriformes; Bagridae
Gene: atad5a
Product: ATPase family AAA domain containing 5a
Exons: 23
Coding region: 429-5885 (1818 amino acids)
Cellular component (GO): nucleus
Molecular function (GO): DNA clamp unloader activity; ATP binding; ATP hydrolysis activity
Source: RefSeq, a predicted model, not a curated record
GUGGAUUUGGCGCGGUGAACGCGGUCCGUGUUGUUUGGCGCCAUUUGCGGCGAAAGGAACAAGUUUAGUUUGAUAUUUUUACAGUAAAUGGUUCGGGUCCGAUUUAAAUCUCUGAAUAUUUUCCUCACCCAUGUUUACACUUCAGUGAGCGUUUGCUUGCGGUUAUUUACACGCGUGUCAUGUGUGUUUCGCUAACUCUGUAGCAUGUAAGUCAUUGUUAUUGAGGGGUAGUUCGCUAGUCAGUGAGAUAACCAGGUUGACUAGUCGCUUGUGUUUAGUUUGGGUCUAGUUAUUAGUUAUUAGAUACCGUUUUGCUGGUUAUGGGUCUGUGUUGAUUUCAUCGGCACUUUCUUGGACGUGGACAAUGCAUUUUCCUGGCUUUAGAGUGAAGGAAAACCUCUGAUCUCUAAUUUUGAGAUACUUCAGAAAUGGCUGGACUUGUUGCCAUGGCAGCUGGUCUUGAGGAUUUUGAGGCUACCCAGCCAUGCAAGAAGUCGAGGAAGGAUGACGAGCCGCCACCAGCAGCAACGCCAAAGACCAUCACAAACUACUUCAUGCCUUUACCCAAGCCUGUGGACAAGCCUUUCUCCCCGCCCCGAUCAAACAACAUCAUGGACUACUUUCGGAAACCAGCAGCCUCUCAGGAAAAGACUACCUCUUCCCAAAAGAGCAGUCCGCUUCAGUCCAAAGAGAGUCACUGUGAAGAAGUCUCUCCUAAGGUGAGUAGGGCACCGAGACAAAAACGGACCAGGAAAACCAAGGAAAAACAGAACAAGUUAAAAGAGGAGCAUGAGGAGGAGGAAAAGGACGUGCUCGCUGAUAACUGUAUAUUAGAAAGCCCAGAUGAAUCAUUAAUAAAAGAAGGAGGCAGCCCGUCUGUGCAGACAAACAAUGAAAACGGCGCAGAUGAAGAACCUUUAAAAAGCAAGAAUGCCACAGAUACCAGCACAGAUGAGAGAAAAGCAAAGGUGCAAAAUCCUAAACGUAAGAAUUUAGCUUCCCAGAGUCAGACUGAUGAUAAUUUUGUUAAUGAUGAUGAUGAUGAUGAUGAUGCGUCGGCUCAAGAAGACAAGUGUAGAGUUAAAAGGUCUGCGGUGAGGAGAAACAGAAAAGCCAACGUCGGACAGAGUGACACGUGCGACACUGAGCAGGAUCAGUCUCUGCAUGACGCCAGUAUGGAGGUCAAUGUAGAUGAAACGUCCAUGUUGAGCUGCAGCACUGUUACCGUGUCCUUUGAAGAAUUUGUUCAGAGCCAGAUGCAAAACCAGGAUGAGGUUGCCGCUGAUGCCAAGUCGGAGACUUGUGCCGUGGAAAGCUCCGAAACGAAGCCUUGCACGGAUGCAAGUGAUCCGGUCAUUGUUGCGGUGUCACCAAGAACCCUUACGGUCCAAGCUGAAGUGCAUCCGAUCUCCCCCAAUCAUGAGACGGUCAAGGGCCCUCAGUUAAAAGUGGCUUCAAUUUUCACUAGGAAUAAAAAGGACAGCCAGUUAAAGGAUAGCAAACAGCCAUCCUCUGAUAACCCACAGGUGAGCACAGACAUUCUGCCGGGCCUUAAGAGAAAAUCUAACGUCGUACUACAUGAAGAAGAUUUGGAGCUUGCUGUGGUUGAAUCCAGCUCCACUCCUAAAUGCACCCAAGAAGAACGGAAACAGUUUAUGAACGCUUUCAAGCAGCCUGGUCUGGACGGAUCUAAAGCUAAACCCAGCAAAGGCCUGAGCAAAUCCAAGCCAGCUAAAGAAAACGCCUCUGAGACGCCAGAACCUGAAAAGAAAGCCGAUGAGACUGAUCCCGACCCGACCGUGUUGGAACAGGAUACAGAGCAACAAAAGGCUAAGGCUUUUGGGAAGAAAAGAGGUAGAAAGUCUGUGAAGAAAGACCAGACAGACCAGUCUGAAGAAGUACCGGUUACUCCAAUGCAAGAGGAACCUCCUGCAUCUGUAGAGGUAGAAAACAAGACCGGUUUGGGUGAUGACGGUGACAAGCAGUGUGUCAAAGAGCUUAGGAGGUCUACCAGAGAGCAGACACGCAGACAAGCAGCUCCUGCACCUGAAAGAAAUCCGUCUCCUCGCAAGACAAGAAGCCGUGAGAAGGCAGAAACACCUGCAGCUUCCCACCAGGAUGACGUAACUCCCGCUUCCACCCCAAAGUCUCACAGGGUCAGAAAGAAUGUUUACAAAGCUGAGAUGCUUUAUCCACUCAACAAACGAGAAAGCCCCAUCAGAAUGAGGUUCACCAGAGUGUUUCCUUCUUCUGCCACCAAAAAUGGAGAUUUUGAAAUAUUGAGUCCUCUUUCAGCACUGAAUCAGGAAUCAAACUCGAUGAGGAAACAGGCUAAAAAGUUGGUGCAGAAAGCUAAAGCACUGCAGAAAAGUAAACAGUCUGCUGCAGGGGAGAAGCCCGCUGUGCGACGCUCCACGAGGAGCAAAGAGUCGAGCCAGAUAAACUACUGUGAGGAUGAGGACUCUGUUGUGUUCCUGGAGGACGUAAUAACAAGCAGCCCAGCACCUGCGACUCAAGACGGUGGCAACAGUCAGAAAAAACUUCGCAGUCUAAAUGACGUUUUAGGCAAAAACAUGCUUCCAAGUAAGGCUUUAAAGAAUACUCCAGCUUCUAAACAUGGCUCAGUGCUUGUGGAAAGGAAAUCUCAGAGACCUUCAGCUAUCAUCUCGCUACUUGAUGACAGCAGCCGCGAGGGUUCAGAGAACUCUCAAGAUGACGAGCAGUUCCGGGCGAAGAGGGAGUUUCUGAAAAGUGGCCUUCCCGAGUCUUUUAAGAAGCAGAUUGCUAAGAUGGCCGCUAACAGAGAGGCGUACGCACAAGCCUGUACUUCAUUCCAGUCUGUGGUUCACGUGCAGCAGAGACCCAUGGAUUGCUCUAUGUGGACUCUUCCCUGGCCUGAAAAUCCGUUCUUGAGUUGUCUGAAGGAGUGUUCUAAUACCCCGUCCACUCCGUUUGUGUUAUUGGAGGACUGUGCAAGCAACUACACUGUUCCUGCUCAGAGAACCUGCAGAGUAGAGGGCUCUGGGAGGCGAGAGAAUUUUACGGAGCCUGUUAGAGAGCGAUUGCUGGAGGAAAUUAGCAUAUCCAAUCCCUCGUUCCCUGUCCAGAGAUUUUUUACUCGAUUCCUAAAGAGACACCAACAGGAAUAUGUACAGGCUGCUAUUACCGAAGCUGAGGGUGGGUCUAAAGCAGCUCCUACUGAGUCCAUUGGAGGAAAGCGUAAGCGUGUAGAUGAAGGAGAGAGAGCAGGCAGGCUUGCCAAGAAACAGAAGUCUGUUCAUAAGCAGGAGGACACCAUAGUUAUAGAGGAUAGCCCAGGUUCUGCAGACGGAGGAACGCCAGAGGCAACUGACUCCGUGGUUCGUAGCUCAGGCCGGAGGAGACGAUCACUGAGAAACAAGCAGGGGACAGAAGAUGAGCCCAAACCCAAAGAGGACAAGAAGCAGUGUGACGCUGUCAUUAUACUUGACUCUCCAACUUCAGAAUCAUGUGCCAAAGAUUGUGGUACUGAGGAUGUGCCUUGGACCGAGAAGUACCAGCCCCAGCAAUCUAGUGACAUCAUUGGAAACACCGCCUCUGUUAGGAAGUUGCACAGUUGGUUGAAGGAAUGGAAACUCAGGGCCGACCGUGAAGAAAGAACAAGGCAGCAGGAGAAAAAGCACGAGGACGAUAGUAAUGACUCCUGGUUAGGAGGUGACGGUAACGAGGGGAUGGAGGAUGCAGAGGACAUGCUUUGUAACACGCUGCUCAUCACAGGCCCCACCGGAGUAGGAAAAACCGCUGCCGUUUAUGCCUGCGCUCAGGAGCUCGGCUUCAAGGUGUUUGAGGUAAAUUGUUCCUCUCAGCGAAGUGGCCGUCAGAUCUUGUCUCAGUUGAAAGAGGCCACCCAGUCUCAUCAAGUGGACAUCCACGGGGUCAAUGCCCAUAAGCCCACUUACUUCAACAGUUACAGCACCGGUAGUCUUUCAACCAAACCUGGAUCUUCACCUAGUUUAUCUUUUCCGCUCACAGGGAAGGUGAACUCUCCUAGACGAGUUGUGUCCUCACCCAGGAAACCACCACAGUCCCCUCGAGGUGCUACGUCGAGGAAAGGAAGCUUGGCACCAAAAUCAUUGGCUAAUUUCUUCAAAAUGAGUGGAAGGCCUACAGGCAAAGGUGACACUAGUGAAGAUAAAAAGGCUCAAACAAGCUGUCCAAAGUCUGGUAAAGUCACUAAAGCUGAUUGUAAGAGUCAAGAGACUAAAGCCUCCUCUGAAGAGCAGAGCAAGAGAACAGCCACGUCUCUCAUCCUGUUUGAAGAAGUUGACGUCAUAUUUGAUGACGAUUCUGGUUUUCUGGCUGCAGUUAAAACCUUUAUGACAACCACCAAAAGACCAGUCAUCCUAACAACCAGCGAUCCUACAUUCAGUGCAAUGUUUGACGGCUACUUUGAUGAAAUCCUUUUCAAGGCUCCAUCUUUGGUGGACAUGACGAGUUACCUGCAGCUGCUGUGUCUCGUGGAAAACGUGAGGACAGACAUGCAGGACUUGUCGUGUUUGCUGCACUGGAAUGGAUGUGACGUCCGACAGAGCCUCCUGCACCUGCAGUUCUGGACACGCAGUGGAGGAGGACGCCAGGUUCCACGUCCCUUCUUACAGACAGGAGCGUCUGAGGGUGAGAUCAAGAACGAGGCUGCUAAAGGUGUUGCGAACGGUGAUGUGCUACCUCCUGCAACUGUACCACAUUGUCAUACAGGAUGCACAGAGUCUUCAUUAGGCCUUCUGAACACCCAGCAAGAAAAAGGAGUAGAAGGCUUGUUAAAGGGUGAACCUUCAGCUGUAGACAGGACGAUCUGGUUCAAUCUUCUCUCCGAAGCUGAAAGGAGAGGUGUGAAUUUGCUGUACUCAAAUUUGGAAGUGCUGCUCCCGCUGCCCAUUCGUCCUUUACCAGAUCCUGUCAACAGACAACGAUUGCCAUCGAACACAGAGCCGCAAACUGGGCUCAUAGCUAGAUACAACAACAUGGUAGAACAGGAAGAGCAUUCUGAUGGCUCAAGCCCUCUCAAAGUGUCCUGUAGAAUGAGGCGGAAAAAGCAGUUGAACACAGACACUAAAAGUGCUCUUCAGUCAGAUUCGGAAUCCGAGGAUGGCUUUCUGUCCCUGCCUAAGCCUAGUUCUGACACAAAACCAGCACAGGAUGAGGCUGCUCAGGAUCCACCAGCGUCCAAAGCUGUGAAGGUGAAAGUUGAGUUGUCUGAUUCUGAAAAGAAAAAGAGUCAGCCUGUGUCACGGUGCCUGAGCUCUUUAGCUGAGUAUUUGGACCACAUGUCAUUCCUGGACUCGUCUCUGCACCACGAGCCUCCUCAAACAGAAGGAGCGUGCAGACCACAGGACUUCACCGGGGCAGGAGCGGAGGUCAAAUGCGGAAUGACCGAUGAGGUUUGCCUGGAGGGUGGAGGUCAUGUGAACGGGUUUGACUCCGAAGAAAUUCAAGCUGUGUUAGGGAGUCUGAGUUUUUCUAAGUGUAAGGCGAGAAUCUCUGAAGCCUGGAAUAAAGUCCAGGAGUUGGACGAGCCGACGAGGAAGGAGACCGUAGAAGAGCUCACCCUUCCUGUUGCGUCACACAGGCAGAGAUUCGGGCUCUCUCACAGCAAACUGCUUGAACCCAGGGUGAUGGAUACGAGGAAGGAAGUGAUGAAUACAGUCCUCACCAGCCGAUCAUUCAGUACACAGGGGAACAAAGUGGCAACGAGCGUGGACUACCUGCCCUAUCUGCGCACCAUUUGCAGAUCAGAAAGACUAAAGGAGCAGGGCAAGGUCAAACGCAGGUUCAUGCACUACCUUGAUACCAUUCACCUCGAACUACCUAAAAGCACUCUUCUGCACCUGGCCUCAGAUUUCCCUUGAGUUGUGUGAUGGCUCGGUGCUGAAGCAGCCUGCUUAUGGCAGCUGGAUUAUAUGCAUUUGUACAGUAACAUUAUAUGCCAUGAUAGCAGGUGAGGUUUUAUGUUGGUUUGAUUUUCUUGUGUGUUUUUUUUUUUAUUAUUAUUAUUAACCUGAAUGUUUGGAGAGCUUAAUGUUUUGUACUUUUAUCAUGUUAGUAUCUUUUUAUGAAGUAAUAAAUUUGUACUCGUCAGAAAACACGUUUACACCGGAAAAAUGUAUAUAACACUGAAAAAUUGUUCUCGGAGACGUCUCUAGGCUGCUCUGGUAGUUCAGUGCCGCCUUCACUAACUUCACGGUUUAAUAUCAGGCACUAAAAUUCAUCUCGCUAUUUUCCGAUUGUUUUCUAUCCGGAUUAACAUCCCUUGAUUAGUAUUAAUAUUUACAACUACGACUUUAUUUAAUGUCUGAAUGAAAUCAAAGAAUAAAUGUGUAUAUUUUUUACAACCGAACAUGUACGUCAAGACCUUUUUUUUUGCCAUUUGACUGUUUAAACUCGGUCACAGUUUUAGACAAUUUUAUUUUAAGGGUUUAACAUGUUAUUUCAUGUCCCUCAAGUGGAGAAAGUAAUAAAAAAAAUUAUAUUCUUCCAAAAUGGUAUCUGCAUUUCAAUCUGUAAUUUUAUCUAUUAUAUAUUUUAAAUGAUCACAUUUGUAUUAAAAGAAGUUAGACAUGACCAUCACUCUUGUUUGUGGGUCUUCCCAUUGUGUAUAGAAUGUCUCAGUAUUGUGUAGUAUUGCCAUUUCCCUUCACUGGAACUCCUCAAACCCUGUUCCAGCAUGACAAUGCCCCUGUACACAAAUCACAGAGCUCCAUGAAGACAUGGUGUGAGAAGGUUGGAGUGGAAGAACUGGAGUGUCCUGCACUGAGCCCUGACUCUGACUCAACCCCACUGAACACCUUCAGGAUGAACUGGAACACCGACUGAACCCCAGACCUCCGCACUCUUGCAACAUCAGUGUCUGAUCUCACUAAUGCUCUUCUAGCUGAAUGAUCACUAAUCUCCACUAGUGGAAAACCUUCACACAGGUGAAGAGGACAUUAUAUCAGGAAAGGCGGACAGAAUUUGGGCUGGGAAUUUCAACA